Saccharomycopsis crataegensis is the source of this 450-nucleotide messenger RNA. RefSeq lists its product as uncharacterized. The transcript has a single exon. NCBI's taxonomy places the organism in Eukaryota, Fungi, Ascomycota, Saccharomycetes, Ascoideales, Saccharomycopsidaceae. The coding region runs from base 1 to 450 and encodes 149 amino acids. The record is from RefSeq and is a predicted model, not a curated record.
AUGCCAUCUGGUAACAAACAUUUAUCUGUCCAAGAUUGGCUCGGAAUCCAUCCAAAUCCAACUUCUGUGGCGGCGCGCAUCUCCCAUGAACAGACCUUGAAGUUAUUACAGGAAAGACCAGAUGAGAUUGCGAUCCUUGAUUUAAGAAACGAUAGAUCUCCAGGAUUUUUGAAAGAAUCAAUAAAUAUCCCCGCCACAUCAUUGAACGGGAUAGAUGAAGUGAAAAAGGAGUUGAUUGAUCCUAUGAAAGAAUUCAAGUCGAACUUGCAGUUAACGAUUGUGCAUUGUAACAGCUCUAAAAAUAGGGCGACAAAGGUAGCUGGAUGGAUUCAGGAUUAUAUCAACGAAAAUAAUAUAAUCGAUUUCAAAGUUAGUGUUUUGGAUCAUGGUAUUAAUGGAUGGUUUAAACUAUCUGACCCUGUCUAUAAGCUGUAUAUUGUGCCUAUUUAA